Lithohypha guttulata is the source of this 882-nucleotide messenger RNA. RefSeq lists its product as uncharacterized. The record is from RefSeq and is a predicted model, not a curated record. Gene Ontology annotation, molecular function: triose-phosphate isomerase activity. The transcript has a single exon. Gene Ontology annotation, biological process: glyceraldehyde-3-phosphate biosynthetic process; gluconeogenesis; glycolytic process. Lineage: Eukaryota; Fungi; Ascomycota; Eurotiomycetes; Chaetothyriales; Trichomeriaceae. Gene Ontology annotation, cellular component: cytosol. Bases 1 to 882 code for a protein of 293 amino acids.
AUGACCUCUACAUACCCACAGCUUCCACUGAAGCUGGUACUGAUGUCAACCAAGGCAUACUUCUCUGCAGACCAUACCAUACAGUACCUAAGAACAAUACUCGAUCCAGAAUCAGGUAUAAUGCCCUUGCCAGAUCAGGAUAUUCUCUUCGGAUUCAUACCAGACUUCCUGUCGAUAUACCCUUGCACUCAACUACUUUCUGAACACGCCAAGACCACUUCAACAGCGUCGAAGCACCCACGACUGUGGCCAUUACACCUUGGAGCCCAAGACUGUUUCUGGUCAGGAGACUACGGAGCUUACACAGGCGAAAUUGUGCCGCCAGCACUGCAGUCACUCGGUGUCACGAUCGUCGAGCUCGGCCAUGCUGAACGUCGAAAGAUGCUAGCCGAGACAGACGAAACUACAGCAAAGAAGGCUGCUGCUGUCUCGAAAUUGGGCAUGGUGCCGCUGGUCUGCAUAGGCGAGAUUGAAGCUCCAAACCUUCAGGGUCCCAUGUCUGCAGCAGUUGGUAAUGCAAUGAAGCAGUUGAACUCGCAGGUCUUGACGUUGCUGAGUGCAGUGCCGCUAGACGCACCAGUGAUCUUCGCCUACGAGCCUGUAUGGGCGAUUGGCGCUGCUCGGCCCGCCGGUGUCGAUUACGUUGGACCUGUUGUGCAAGCCAUCAGACAUAUCAUACAGGAUUUUGAACAGAAGAGAGGCCGCACUGGUCAAACAAAGGUCGUGUAUGGAGGGAGUGCAGGUCCUGGUCUGUGGAGUGGCAAGACGAAUGGUGACAAUCCGCUUGGCCAAUGGGUAGAUGGCAUGUUCUUGGGACGCUUUGCGCACAAGAUUGAAGGUGUCAAGGCCGUCGUUGAUGAAGUCGUACAGAGUAUGUCAUGA